Messenger RNA from Danio aesculapii, 2693 nucleotides. RefSeq names its product sorting nexin 10b (gene snx10b). The transcript has 4 exons. Gene Ontology annotation, biological process: intracellular protein transport. The coding region runs from base 345 to 857 and encodes 170 amino acids. Lineage: Eukaryota; Metazoa; Chordata; Actinopteri; Cypriniformes; Danionidae. The record is from RefSeq and is a predicted model, not a curated record. Gene Ontology annotation, molecular function: phosphatidylinositol binding.
UUUUAAACACGCAGGCAUUAUGAUUAUGAGACCCAUUUUUUCCAGCUGCUCUUUCCUGCUCCUUUUAUUUUUUAUGGUGCAGCCAGUCUGCUGUGUCCCUAGUGGCUGGUAAAAAUGAAGCACCUCUGUCAGUCACAAGCACAAUAUGAGCUGUGAUGUUUUUCCCAAGUCUACAGUUAUCAUGAAUCAGCCCCAGUUGGUCAACAAGACCAAUGUCUCAUGAAAAUACUUCCUACUUUUCUUCUUCCUCAUUUUUUAUCUCAAAGCUUGUUUGUGUGUCACUGUCCAAUAAGAGUUAGUGAGUGAGUGUAUGUGUUCGCUCUUUUCCACCAUCCUUGGGACAUAUGCAGGAAUUCACUGGCGUUUGGGUGAGGGAUCCUCGCAUCCAGAAGGAAGAUUUCUGGCAUGCCUACAUGGAUUAUGAAGUUUGUAUACAUACAAACAGCUUGGCUUUCACUAAGAAGAGCUCCUGUGUGCGGCGGAGAUUCAGCGAGUUUGUGUGGUUAAGAAAAAAACUACAGGAAAAUGCCUUGCUCAUAACACAUAUACCUAAACUUCCUCCAAAAAACCCCUUCUUCAGUCUCAACAAUGCAAAAGAAAUUGGAGCCCGCAUGGAGGGGUUAAGGACAUUUCUAGAAGCGGUGGUUCAUAGUGCGGUUCUGCUGUCAGACAGUUGCUUGCACCUCUUCUUACAGUCCGAACUAAGUCUGAAAAAAAUCGAGGCCUGUGCUGAAGGCAGGACUCGCUACACUGUAUCUGAGGCCAUUCACAGUUUCAGUUCUGGACACAAACGCUUUGAUUCACUGUGUGAAGAGAACAUGGAAGAAGAACAAAUUAUGCAAUGUGAAUCAGAGUGAUUGACUAUUUAUUGACAAUAAAAUGGAGCCAACGUACUUUCAGAUAUAAAAAUACAACAUCUGUCACUGUGGCUAUGCCUUUUUAAAAAGUAUAUGAAUAAUGAUGUGUUAAAAUGUAAACUAAAUAUUACUUUAUUAAUGAUGAGUUAAUGCAUGCACUAAUCAUGAACUAACUUGAACUCAUGUGACUCAUGUUGUAGUUGAAGUUGUGUGAAUGAAGACUACCCUAAUUACUUGUUAAUUAUGGAUUGUUUGUUAAUUAAUGUAUUAAUUACCACAUUAGUUUAUGCUUAAUUUAACCAUCAUGAACUCAUGAUAUGUUAAUGUAUAUUUAUAUCAUGACUUUACUUGGAGGGGCACAUCAUCAUUAACCCAUCCUUAACUACUCAUGAACUCCUUAUGCACAUCUGUCUAGUGCAUUUAUGCUGAAUAUCAACAGAAAAGUGUUGUCAGCAUCAACAUGAACAGUUUAAACACAAAGGUUCAUGAGUUGUUAAGGAUGAGUUAAUGGUGAUGUGCCCCUCCAAGUAAAGUCCUGACAUAAGUAUACAUUAACAGAUCAUGAUUUCAUGUUGGUUAUAUUUAGCUUAAACUUAAAUGUUAAUUAAUACUUUAAUUAACAACAUGUACAAGUAAUUAAGAUAGCUGUUAUUCACAUAUGAACUCAUGUUGUCGUUAAAGUUAGUUCAGGAUAAGUGCACGCCUUAACUCAUCAUUGAUUUAUAAUAAAGUAAUUUAGUUUACAUAUUAAUAUUUCAUUAUUAAUGUACUGUUAUUGUAAAGUGUUACCAAAGAUUUUUUGUACUAUUAAAAGUAGGACUGCCAAUAUGUACUUUUUAUUUAAUAUAUGUACCUUUAAAGUACCAGUAUAGACUCUUAAAGAACAAACAAUAGGCUAGGCUAAUUUUUGAAAAAGGUAGACCUACUGUGACAUCUUUUGUACCUUUCUGAGAGUGCUAUUUCACAAAGACAUAUUUCAAAGAAGACAAUAUUGACCACUGAAGAUUACAGACCAUGUUUGAAGAGGAACACUUAAACAUUUAAAAAAAAUUCUGUCAUUUUCUCGCACUAACAGUUUCUGUACCGACGAAUGAAGACUAAUAAAUUGAAUUAUUUAACGCAUUUGUGCACAUUAAUGUCCUGCCUGGCAUUCAAAGGAAAGUAUAAAAGCAUAAUGUGGCCUGUGAGGAAGAUAGUUUGUUGUUAAAACUACAGAUGAGCGUUGAGAGGUUUACGAGAGGGAAUUUAUGUUUGUGUACGAAGUCCCUUAAACGCAAUAACCCCAUCCUAAUAAGCAAAUACAGAGCAUUAGGACAUUAGCGCAAACGUGAUUUAAACCCGACUUCACCGAGCUAAAUCCUAAUAAUAAUCUCUACUCAAACAAUUUUAUUGCCGUACUUAGCCAUAAAAGAUCAUUGUCAGGAUGCCAUACAACUCGUUCCUUCUCAUAAAUAUUUAACAAGCUUGUGUGAGGCCCAAAUUGACCAACAGAUGGCGCCGCUGCUCUUCUGUCUUUCCAUGACUGACCGUCUAAUCCCUGCAAAACCAUAAACAUUUCAUCACAGACAAAAUGCCCUCAAGCCAAGCAGUGAUUUUACUUUUUCAAAUGAAUGUGACAUUAAAUCAAUACAUUUUAGAUAAGAAGGUAGCUUACUGGUCUCUAAAAGCAAGCGUUUUUAAAUAAGACCAUCAAAGUCAAGGCUGCAAGCAAUCAGAAAACAAAAUUACACCAGAAAUCAUAGGCACGCAUAAUACAUGUUUUAAGGAGUCAGAUUAGACUGGUUAAUAUGUUUAGUCAAAGACAGGUAGGUUACAAUAUGUAAAAAGGAUAAUUAG